Messenger RNA from Tripterygium wilfordii, 1086 nucleotides. Its product is annotated as aquaporin TIP1-3. Lineage: Eukaryota; Viridiplantae; Streptophyta; Magnoliopsida; Celastrales; Celastraceae. Gene Ontology annotation, molecular function: water channel activity. The record is from RefSeq and is a predicted model, not a curated record. Gene Ontology annotation, biological process: water transport; transmembrane transport. The coding region runs from base 66 to 824 and encodes 252 amino acids. Gene Ontology annotation, cellular component: membrane. The transcript is spliced from 4 exons.
UAAGUCCCCCACUCGAAAGAAACUACCUGACGCAAAAAACAAUACCGAAGAAAAGGUUCACCAAAAUGCCAAUUUAUAGAAUUGCAAUUGGAACACCGGGAGAAGCCAGCCACCCGGAUGCUUUAAGGGCCGCACUGGCGGAGUUCUUCUCCAUGCUUAUCUUCGUUUUCGCCGGAGAAGGAUCCGGCAUGGCUUUCAACAAGCUAACAGACAAUGGAUCAACGACACCGGCUGGACUAGUGGCAGCAUCAUUGGCUCACGCAUUUGCGCUCUUCGUGGCGGUGUCGGUUGGUGCAAACAUUUCUGGUGGUCAUGUAAACCCUGCUGUGACCUUUGGUGCAUUCAUUGGAGGAAACAUAACAUUGUUGAGGGGGAUUUUGUAUUGGAUUGCUCAGUUGCUUGGCUCUGUUGUUGCUUGCUUGCUACUUAAAUUCGCAACCGGUGGAUUGGAAACAUCAGCAUUUUCGCUCUCAUCUGGUGUGUCUACUUGGAAUGCACUCGUUUUCGAGAUCGUCAUGACUUUCGGGUUGGUUUACACAGUUUAUGCCACAGCAGUUGAUCCAAAGAAAGGAGAUGUAGGCACUAUUGCUCCAAUUGCAAUUGGUUUCAUUGUGGGUGCUAACAUUUUGGCUGGUGGUGCUUUUGAUGGUGCAUCCAUGAACCCAGCAGUUUCCUUUGGACCUGCUGUGGUUAGUUGGACUUGGACUCACCACUGGGUUUACUGGCUCGGUCCACUCAUUGGUGCUGCUAUUGCUGCCAUUGUCUACGACAACAUUUUCAUUGGCGACAACACUCACGAGCCACUCCCAAACAAUGAUUUCUAAGGAAUUCCAUCCCAAUAAAAUUUCUGUUUUUGUCUCCUUGUUUAGAUUGAGAGACUAAAACUGGGGUCUUAAAUACAAUUGUUGCAGUAGUGAUGAACAAGUGGAGGAAGAUCGAUAGGAUUUGUUGUAAUUUUCUCUUACUUGGUGAAAAUUUUUCUUUUGUUGAGUCAGUUGAAUUGUCUCUUAAUUUCAGUCAUUUAGUUGAGAAACUCUUGUUGCGUAGUGCAUUUUCUUUGGUAAUGAGCAACCAUCCAACCGAGCA